Poecile atricapillus (Black-capped chickadee) is the source of this 3387-nucleotide messenger RNA. It is a transcript of the gene KIF5C, whose product is annotated as kinesin family member 5C. Gene Ontology annotation, molecular function: microtubule binding; ATP binding; microtubule motor activity. The coding region runs from base 35 to 2908 and encodes 957 amino acids. Gene Ontology annotation, biological process: microtubule-based movement. Lineage: Eukaryota; Metazoa; Chordata; Aves; Passeriformes; Paridae. The record is from RefSeq and is a predicted model, not a curated record. The transcript is spliced from 26 exons.
CCUGCCCCGCGCAGCCCCGGGCCCGCCCGCCGCCAUGGCGGACCCCGCCGAGUGCAGCAUCAAGGUGAUGUGCCGCUUCCGGCCCCUCAACGAGGCCGAGAUCCUGCGCGGAGACAAAUUCAUCCCCAAAUUCAAGGGCGACGAGACCGUGGUCAUCGGGCAAGGGAAGCCCUACGUCUUUGACAGGGUUUUACCUCCUAACACAACCCAGGAGCAAGUUUAUAAUGCCUGUGCCAAGCAGAUUGUCAAAGAUGUCCUGGAAGGUUACAACGGCACAAUCUUUGCUUAUGGACAAACCUCAUCAGGAAAAACCCACACCAUGGAGGGGAAGCUGCACGACCCUCAGCUGAUGGGAAUCAUCCCCAGGAUCGCACACGACAUCUUUGAUCACAUCUACUCCAUGGACGAGAACCUGGAGUUCCACAUAAAGGUUUCCUACUUUGAGAUCUAUCUGGACAAAAUAAGGGACCUGCUCGAUGUGUCAAAGACAAACCUCGCUGUACAUGAAGAUAAAAACAGAGUCCCCUAUGUUAAGGGCUGCACAGAAAGGUUUGUGUCCAGUCCUGAGGAAGUUCUGGAUGUCAUCGACGAAGGGAAGGCCAACCGGCACGUGGCCGUGACAAACAUGAAUGAGCACAGCUCGAGGAGCCACAGCAUCUUCCUCAUCAACAUCAAACAGGAGAACGUGGAAACGGAGAAGAAACUCAGUGGGAAGCUUUACCUGGUGGAUUUGGCUGGCAGUGAGAAGGUCAGCAAAACUGGAGCAGAGGGGGCUGUCCUGGAUGAAGCUAAAAAUAUCAAUAAGUCUUUGUCUGCUCUGGGCAAUGUGAUCUCAGCCUUGGCAGAGGGAACUAAAACCCACGUUCCCUACCGAGACAGCAAAAUGACACGGAUCCUGCAGGAUUCCCUGGGUGGGAACUGCAGGACCACCAUCGUCAUCUGCUGCUCCCCCUCCGUCUUCAACGAGGCAGAGACCAAGUCCACCCUGAUGUUUGGCCAGAGGGCCAAGACCAUCAAGAACACGGUGUCUGUGAACCUGGAGCUGACGGCAGAGGAGUGGAAGAAGAAGUAUGAGAAGGAGAAGGACAAAAACAAGAGUUUAAAGAACGUUAUCCAGCACCUGGAGCUGGAGCUGAACAGGUGGAGGAAUGGAGAAGCUGUGCCCGAGGAGGAGCAGAUCAGUGCCAAGGACCAGAAGAACCUGGAGCCUUGUGAUAACACCCCAAUUAUUGAUAACAUCACCCCCGUGGUCGCCAGCAUCUCCACAGAGGAGAAGCAGAAAUACGAUGAGGAGAUCGCCAGUCUCUACAGGCAGCUGGAUGAUAAGGAUGAUGAAAUCAACCAGCAGAGCCAGUUGGCUGAAAAAUUAAAGCAGCAAAUGUUGGAUCAAGAGGAGCUUUUGGCCUCCACGAGGAGGGACUAUGAGAAGAUCCAGGAGGAGCUGACCCGGCUGCAGAUCGAGAAUGAGGCAGCCAAGGAUGAAGUGAAGGAGGUGCUCCAAGCCCUGGAAGAGCUGGCUGUCAACUAUGACCAGAAAUCCCAGGAAGUGGAGGACAAAACCAGGACCAACGAGCAGCUGGCGGAUGAGCUGGCACAGAAAAGUAGUGCUCUGACAGCGACCCAGAGGGAGCUGGGCCAGUUGCAGGAGCUCAGCAACCACCAGAAGAAGAGAGCCACAGAAAUCCUGAACCUGCUGCUGAAGGAUCUGGGGGAGAUCGGGGGAAUCAUCGGCACCAACGACGUGAAAACCUUGGCAGAUGUGAACGGGGUGAUCGAGGAGGAGUUCACCAUGGCCAGGCUCUACAUCAGCAAGAUGAAGUCGGAGGUGAAGUCGCUGGUGAACCGGAGCAAGCAGCUGGAGAGCGCCCAGAUGGACUCCAACAGGAAGAUGAACGCCAGCGAGAGGGAGCUCGCGGCCUGCCAGCUCCUCAUCUCCCAGCACGAGGCAAAGAUCAAAUCCCUGACAGACUACAUGCAGAACAUGGAGCAGAAGAGGAGGCAGCUGGAGGAGUCCCAGGACUCCCUCAACGAGGAGCUGGCCAAGUUACGCGCUCAAGAAAAAAUGCAUGAGGUCAGCUUCAAGGACAAGGAGAAGGAGCAUCUGACACGACUGCAGGAUGCAGAGGAGAUGAAGAAGGCUCUGGAGCAGCAGAUGGAGAGUCACAGGGAAGCCCACCAGAAGCAGCUGUCCAGGCUGAGGGAUGAAAUCGAAGAGAAGCAGAAAAUAAUCGAUGAAAUCAGGGACAUGAACCAGAAGCUGCAGCUGGAACAGGAGAAGCUGAGUGCAGAUUAUGAUAAAUUAAAAAUCGAGGACCAGGAAAGAGAAAUGAAACUGGAAAAGCUCAUACUCCUUAAUGAUAAAAGGGAACAAGCAAGAGAAGACCUUAAAGGGCUGGAAGAAACAGUGGCAAGGGAGCUUCAGACUCUUCACAAUCUGCGCAAACUGUUUGUCCAGGAUCUUACCACCCGUGUUAAAAAAAGUGUUGAACUGGACAGUGAUGAUGGAGGUGGAAGCGCUGCGCAGAAGCAGAAAAUUUCCUUUCUUGAGAACAACCUGGAACAACUUACAAAGGUUCACAAACAGCUGGUACGUGAUAAUGCAGAUCUUCGUUGCGAGCUUCCUAAGCUGGAGAAACGCCUUCGAGCUACGGCAGAGAGAGUUAAGGCCCUGGAGAGUGCACUGAAGGAGGCCAAGGAAAACGCCAUGCGCGACCGCAAGCGCUACCAGCAGGAGGUGGAUCGCAUUAAGGAGGCCGUGAGAGCCAAAAACAUGGCCCGGAGAGCACACUCCGCCCAAAUUGCCAAGCCCAUCCGCCCUGGUCACUACCCCGCGUCUUCUCCGACGGCCGUCCACGCCAUCCGAGGGGGAGGGAUGUCCAACUCCAGCUACUACCACAACACCAAAUAAACGAGAGGUCAGUUCCACUUAGCAUGUUAAGGACUGUCAUUAAGUCACAUUAGUUUCUUUUUUGCCCCUCUCCAACCCGGUCCACGUCCUGUCCACCCUGCGCUUCCCACGGCCGUCGGCGAUGCCCCGCUCCAGGUACUCCGAGCUUCGUAGGAUCUCCACGUGUACAGAAGUGUCCAGCUCAGCUCCUCCAGAUCCUUGUACAAUGUCUGGAACAUUCCCACCUCAGUAAGGAUGAUAGGGAGUCUGCCACUCCGAAUUCCACGACCCCUUGGCGCUGCUUAGGUUGGGGCUUCUCCACUCAGAGCGAUGCUUUGUUUUUUUUCCCGAGUCCUCCGUUGGCAUCGGUAAUUCCCGACUUCUGGCAUCAAGGAAUUAAUUAUUCCAUGACCAAGUGCCAUCAAAGGCAGGUGAUUGUGCUCUGUCAUGACUGAUUUCCUGUAUAAUAUACAUAUUAUUUUAUAUUUUUAGGGGAUGAA